Messenger RNA from Angiostrongylus costaricensis, 741 nucleotides. The record is from the annotation of a GenBank genome assembly. NCBI's taxonomy places the organism in Eukaryota, Metazoa, Nematoda, Chromadorea, Rhabditida, Metastrongylidae.
AGUGAUCUUGGAAAAAUUGGAUCGUUCGGAGGAAAAGAAAACGACAGUGACGAAAUCGAAAACGAUCCAGUGAUUUUUGUUCACGGUGCUUCUGAUGUCGCUGGUAGCAAAAUGAAGGUUCUUGCUGACCAGUAUAAAGUGUGUUGCUUAGAAAAUCGGGCUACACUGAAGCAGAGUUAUACUCCACUACAUAUGGUCACGGAGCACAGGGAAAUCCUCUUCAAUGGACUUUGUAUUCGAUGCGAUGUGAAUUCAUUAAGCAGGCACAUCCGCGCUCUGAUCUUGGCGGUUCGGUUUUACGCUCGGCGGAAUGUAGAUAUCGUGGCUUUCUCACUUGGAGUUCCAAUAACCAGGAAGGCUAUUCUUGGAGGCAAAAACAAUAUUUUUCGGAUCUGCUUUGACACAAAAGAAAAUCUCGGUGUUCCUUUAACUCGAUACAUCGACACAUUUGUUGGUAUAUCUGGUCCUAAUCAUGGGAUGACAUUCAAGGUAGCCGGACUGCCUGUGCCGACUUGCGCGCUGGGAACACUACCUAUUUGUGACAAAGUUAUAGGAUUGUAUUCGGGUUUGUGUCCAAUGGAGAGUGAUUUCCUUCAUGAUAUUAACGGAAAGUAUCAUUACGAGGGUGAUCGAGUGUACUCGAUAUAUAGUCACGCCGACGAAAAAAUUGGGUACAAAGUGUGCAACAAGGUGAGUAGUGAAUUUUGGAGAAAUAAUGCAAUUGGAUUCAUUGCUAGCUGA